Molecule: messenger RNA, 3638 nt
Organism: Amyelois transitella
Lineage: Eukaryota; Metazoa; Arthropoda; Insecta; Lepidoptera; Pyralidae
Product: cell division cycle and apoptosis regulator protein 1
Exons: 15
Coding region: 133-3543 (1136 amino acids)
Biological process (GO): regulation of DNA-templated transcription
Cellular component (GO): nucleus
Source: RefSeq, a predicted model, not a curated record
CUCAUUCAUUUCUCGUACGAAAAACUCACAGUCACUCAUUUGUUAUGGAUAACAAGCAAUUGUUGUAAAAGUUAAGAAAAAUAUAUCUAGAAGUGACUAUUAGUGCAAAAGUUCAAGUGCUAAAUAAUAAAAAUGCAGACCGGCAGCGGCACGAAGAAUCCGCCAUGGGCUCGGUCUAAUGUCAAUACAAAUAUGACCGGCAUGAACGCCCAAAUUAUGGAUCCUAACUCUAUGAUGUCUCAACAAGGCAUGAUGCCGUUUCAGCAAUCUCAAGCAGUUUUUAACCCAAACAUGAUGCAACAGGGAGGCAUGGGAAUGGCAAUGGCGGGUCAAAUGCCAAUGAAUCAAAUGACUCAAGGUCAAAUGUACCCGGGCAAUGUAGUAGCGUACCCAACACCACGUGCUAUGAACCCGGGAAUGUAUCAAAAUUCUCAAAACACUCAGGGACAGACUACUGGAGAGCAGCGCGUUUUUACUGGUACGGUAACGAAAACGCACAAUGACUUUGGUUUUGUCGAUCAUGACGUGUUCUACCAAACUUCCGUGUGCGCCAAAGGCGUUAUCCCGAAGCUCAAUGACAGAGUAUUGGUGGAAGCUACUUAUAACCCUAACAUGCCUUUCAAAUGGAACGCUACCCGUGUACAGGUGUUGCCCCAUGGUGGUAAUCAGAAACAGAAUGUUGGGAAAUCUAAUGUGUACAAUGCUGUGCCGCCGCCAGCUAACAAGAAGUCUUCUAUUCCGCCGCGUCGUGAUAACCGCGAUGAUCGCCGUGAUCCACCAUCAAGGAGAGAUGACAGGAAACGCUCCCGCACCCGAAGCCGUUCUAGGGGCAGGAUGGACAGCCGUAGCCGUAGGGAUUCCCCACCAAGGAAGCGGCCAGUGAUCCAUCAACCAUCACCUAUUAAAUAUGUGGUCAGAGUGCCAAGAAUGCCUUUGGAUGUAGUAAAGAUGGAUGUUCCAACACUGGCCCAAAGGUACACAAAUCUGUAUGUACCAUCGGAUUUCUUCAAUGCCCAUGUUAAGUGGAGUGAGGCGUUUCCUCCCCACUCUCCAUUCGCCCUGAACAACCCUUGUGGGUACCAUAUCAUGAGCAAAGAGAUUGAAAGUCCCUUUGCCAAUGAUGCUGUCUUAGAACCACCAGAUGCAGAUUAUAGAUUUUCAGCUAAGGUGAUGUUGAUCAGCAUGCCAACAUUGGAAUUUUUGUACCAAAAGUGUGGGCUGACAAAAGUUGAUGACAAAGACAAACGGUCAAGCAAGUCCCCCAUGCAUCCAACUCGCCUGAUCAAGUUCCUUGUAGGACAAAAGGGCAAAGGCGCCGAGAACUUUGCCAUUGGCGGACCAUGGAGUCCCUCAUUGGACGGUGAAAAUCCACAGUCAGAUCCUAGAGUUUUAGUUAAAACUGCUAUACGCACUUGCAAAGCCCUAACUGGUGUUGACUUAUCAUCCUGCACACAGUGGUACCGAAUGGUGGAGUUUUACUACUGGCGCGAGGGCAGCGGCGGCAAGUCGCGGCUGGAGACGGUGGUGUUGUUCCUGCCAGACGUGUGGUCUGCGCAGCCCUCGCGUAUCGAGUGGGGCACCAUUCAGGACCAGUAUAAGGCGGCUUGCGAAGCCUCCCUGCGCAGACUCGACGAGGAAGCGGAGAGCGCUAGCGCCACUCCCAGCGCGGACGCGGCGGACGAGGACAAACCGGCGCCCGAGGACGCCGACGCGGCAGCGGAAAAAUCCCAAAUUGAAAAUGCCAAUGCAAAUUCAAGUACGAUAACAAUUGAUGAGGAUGAUGAUGAAGAGAGGCCGGAACCCACUCAUUACUCUAAAAUUGACUUGAAAACUAUCAAAGUGGAUCAACUCAGACAGGAAUUGAGGGCACGUAAAGUGAGCUGCAAAGGAUUGCGCGCCCAGCUUGUUUCUCGCUUAUCCAAACUGAUCAAAGCAGAAGAAGGGAAAGACUCAAAGAGCGAAGAUGUAAUGGAACUAGAAGAUGAGGAGAAUGCAGAAGAGAAGUCAUCAGAGACUAAUGAAAAAAGUGAGAAGGAACCAGAGAAGCAAGACAAAGCCGCAGAAAUUAAAGAAGACAAAGCAGAGAAGCCAAUCGAGGUGAAGAAGAAGACUGAGAAAGAAAUUGAGGAAGAAAAGAAGAAAUUGGAAAAAGAAAAGCAGCAGCUAAAACAGCGCUACGAACUCCCGGGCAUGCCUCACAUCCUGGUUCACCCCUCGGCGACCGCCAAGGGAGGGAAGUUCAAUUGCAGCGUUGCCACACUUUCAUUACUGCUGGAUUAUAGGGUCACGGACAAUAAGGAACACAGCUUUGAGUUGUUCGUCUUCGCCGAGCUGUUCAACGAAAUGCUGAUGCGUGACUUUGGAUUCUACAUCUACAAAACACUGUACACAUUGCCAGAGAAGGUGGAGGAAGUCAAAGAGCCAGAGAAGACAGGUGAUAAGGCCGAGAAGAAAGAUGAUAAGAAGACGGAGGGUGAUAAGAAAGAUGAUGUAAAGAGUGGUGAUAAGAAGGACGAUCGGCAAAAGGAUGACCGACGUGAUGAUAGGCGCGACUCUAGAAGGAGGGACAGGAAGGACUCGCACAGUGACGACGAACGCAGCAACUCACCUCGUCGCCGCAGCCGCGGAGUGGAACUCCCCCCGGAUCCCUACCUCCUCUUGUCCCUGGUGUACUUCGACACCUCCCGAGGAGGAUACGUCUCCAAGAAGGACCUCCAGAAUCUAUUCAUGAGCCUGGGAUUAGCCCUGUCAAGGUCGCAAAUCAGAUCCAUAUUGGAGAAAGUGUGCGUCAAGGAUAAUUUUAGUUACAAAUCCCUUAUGCAAGCUAUCAAGGAGAUCGCUUCAGGGCAGGCAGACAUGCAAGACUUGCCGCUAGAUGGCACUGUCCCCGUCAACAACGAAGUACCAGACCAUAUAACAGAAUUGGAAGCUACGAUAGCCGCAGGCAAUCGUGAUUUACUUCCGGUUUUCAACAGGCCGGAAGAAAAUGGCGACGCGUCCGGGGAAGCCAAAGAUGUCAGCGAUUCUGGUGUGGUGAUGUACAAAUCUCGCGUGAUCGACAUCGGCGCGCUGGUAGCGGCUGAAGCGCGGAGUUCGGCACAUCGCGCGCGUCUCGAAAGCGCUUUAGAGAGCGCACGCGCAGCGCUUAAAGCGGCGCGCGCGGCCGCGGCCUCCACGCAGCAGGCCGAGCGGGGCGCACAGAGCCAGCUGUCGGAUGUCAAUGCGCAUUUGGCAGCCGCGAGAGCAAGAAUCACCUCGUUAACCGCCAGCUCCAAGAUUUUCCACUCGGCGCUGAAGAGCAUACAGUCAAAGGUUGAAGCAGUCAUCAACAUUAAAUUUGAAGACGAAGACGUCGUGGAAGUCCCCAAUGGCCCGGCCAAGGUCAAAGAAACUAAGGGAAAAGUGGAGCCUAAAGAUGAGAAACCCGAGGUAAAGGAAGAAGACAAGAAGGCCGAACAAAGCAAGAAGGAACAGGCGACAGAGAAGGAAUCAGAUAACAUAGCGACUGAGAACAUGGACCUUGACGAGUCGACCGCAGCCUAACUGUUAGCGAAACUAUGACACAAGAGAUAACCACAUAUUCUACUUAAAUUCAAAUGUCCUAGAUGAUUCAGUAACUAAUUCAAAGUAUAUACGAA